CAGAGGAGCAGAGAGUGGGGGGGGGGGCUUUCCCUUUCCUCUCUCUCUCUCCACCCGUCGUCAGGCUGGCUGGCUCAGCCAUGGCGUUCACCUUCGCGGCCUUCUGCUACAUGCUCACGCUGGUGCUGUGCGCCGCGCUCAUCUUCUUCGUCAUAUGGCAGAUCAUCGCAUUUGAUGAGCUUCGCACAGACUUCAAAAACCCCAUUGAUCAGAGCAAUCCCACCAGAGCGAGAGAAAGGAUUCUCAACAUCGAAAGAAUCUGCAACCUGCUUCGCAGGCUGGUCGUACCAGAGUACUCCAUCCACGGGCUCUUCUGCCUGAUGUUCAUGUGUGCCGGAGAGUGGGUGACGCUGGGCCUCAACAUCCCGCUGCUCUUCUACCAUCUGUGGAGGUUCUUCCAUCGGCCGGCCGACGGGUCAGAGGUCAUGUACGACCCCGUCAGCGUGAUGAAUGCAGACAUACUCAACUACUGCCAGAAGGAGUCCUGGUGCAAGCUGGGCUUUUAUCUGCUCUCUUUCUUCUAUUAUCUCUACAGUAUGGUCUACGCCUUGGUGAGCUUCUAACAGCCAGGACGCCUGGCGAGGGAAGAAAAGCUAAUAUCUGUGCGAGAGACUCAGAAGAAUGAAUGGAGACCUGUUCCUUCUCUCUCCAUCUAUCCUUCCCAUAUCACUGGUUGUGGUUUUCAACAGUCUAAUCUUGGACAAAACCAGAAGACCCAUGUGAGUGAUAAUGUGAAUGUAAGCUUGUUGCCUCUGCUCGAUUAUGUCGCUCUGAUCGCAGAUACGAGCAUCGCACUGAAUAUUUAUAACCCCAUUAAAUGGACGUUGUCAGUUUGCCAUCAGAGUCCAGAGGUAAAAACAGUUCCGCUGUUUUGAUUGACCUCAUUUCACUGAUAGGCGCAAUUAACUCUAAAGCAUAAUGGAGGUGUGAUAAGAACUGAUGACUGCCAUUUAACAGGGUAAUAACGUUCAGAACGAACGUCUCAAAUGUCUGGACAAGAUACUGAAGAGCUGAAAGAAGGCAGAAGAAGGAUGCAGCAGGUGUUUGUGUUGCCUUUGACCCAUUAUAUCAUUUAAUAAGAUAUUCCUGAAGGGCUGGACUUUCCCCAUGCUGCUCUUAUCGAUCCAGUCGCUCAGUUCACUGUGAAUCUCCACAUACUGGAAAGCAAAAUUCCUUCGACCGAAGUACUAAACGCAGGAUUGUUCUGAUAUCAUUCCAUUUAAUCCAGAUGAAAGGCGCCCGUGGCCCCACUGCUGUGAUUGUGUUGCAAGUGUAAAACUAUACGACAGGCGGUUUGUGCGCGGGAACUGUGAGACUUUGAGGUACUAAAGGAAGGGCCUGGGCCUGAAAUGCUGUACCAGGUGCUUCUGACCUUCUCGAUGGAGCACCAACCUCAGCAGCAUCCUCUGGAUACCAGACUCUGUCAAAACUCCAACUCACACCCACCGUAACAAGAGAUCAACUGUCAUCAAGCUCGACUCGAACAGUCAGCUACUGAUGUGCUUUCAGAAGAAGGACAACUUUAUGCUACGCGCUAGGUUCAUGCUUAUAUAACCACACAUGUUUAUAUCUGAAAACCAUUGUGCCAAAGUAAAAAGUCAGUUAAACGCACCAUCUGACCUUUACUGACACUUUAUUUAACGGGCCUUUUAUUUUGGCACAGUGACUUAAGUUGUUAGACAAUAGAAACCUGUUAGUUCUGCUGUGUUUUUAGUGGGCAGGGCCAGGGCCUUAUUCCUGUUACCAGUGAAGCUUACGCUUACUCAUCUUCCACUAUCCUAUAGUCACAUCCACGUUUCUCCAAUAUGACGUAGAAAAUAUAGAGCUGUGUACAAAAAGCAAUCGACAACAGCACAGAGACAUGUACAACUCAUGACACAUAUUAACACGGUCUUAGUCAGUGCGUGUAAUGAAAUUAAGCGGCAGAUGAGACAAAAAUGACUUCAUGCCAGUGUUUCAGUAAUGUAAAAAGUGUAGACAGUGAAGUCAUCGAACAUAUGUGAAGGAAGAGGAACAUGGUUCAUGAGUUUGAUCUGUGUGUAGAAAUGUGGUUCAAGUCUGAGGACAACCUGUCAUGUUUAUCAUCAAUUAGCAAACUGUUGCUCUGACACAAUUAGGUUUCACAGUGCCAGGGUCCACUUACAGUAAAAGACAGGCCUUGAAACCUAUUUGACUAAUUUCCAUCAUGUUAAACCAAGUCACACGUUAUCUUGAGCCCGUGUGAAGACUCAGUAUUUGUGCGGUGUCGCUGAUCCACUGUUUAGUUAUUGUUAAAUGUGUUUUUCAUUCCAAGAGCUUUAAUAUACAGUAAAACAAAAACUUAUAUUUGUUAUUGCGUAAAAAACACAACAUUAAAAUAAAUAUUUAAACCAUAAAUGUAUCCAUAUAAACUAAAAUAUUAUUUUAAUUGAUAGAUAUACUAAUAAUAUAUAAUAAUAAUAAUAAUAGCAAUACCAGGAUUAACAGACUCAGCUCAGCUACAAUAGUUCUGUCAUUUUCUUAUGUGGACAAAUCCAUUAAAAAGACCAGAAUUAAACUAAUAUGUCUGUCACAUGUCUCAAUUCCCUGAAAUCAGGACAAGACGAGAACUGUUGUUUAUUUUGGCGGGUAAUAAUACGUCUGCUUCCUGUAUGUCCACGUCAAAGCGCCAUCUAGUGGUCACAGUGGUAACGCUGGAAGCAAAGAGUGGCGUUAAAUAGGCCACGUAGAAAUGAGUUCAGACUGUGUGAAAGCGUCAACAAUCAAGCUGUAAUGUGAGGAACCUUCUGUUUCGUUUCGGUUUCCCACUGAUUGUCUGUGUUUUCAAGGGUGAAGAUGAUUGUCAUUGACCCAGUUCAGUUGUUAACAGGAAUGUGUAAUGGUUUGGAAGAUACUGAGAGGCACUGCUGUUCUGGGAUAUGAAAUUAAGCAGCACCAGAAGUUUGCGACUCGAGAAACACAUUUGGUUUUCAGUUCAGUAAAUCCAAUGGAUUUGUUCACAGUAAGAAGCAACAUAUCACUGGAGUCACGCUUAAAAUAGGUAGAAUAUUGGAAAAUUAGCUCAUCCUCUCACUUUCCUCAAGGGCAGAAUGAGCCUCCUUUAAUCUGGACUGACUCGUCCUUAUGUAACAUAAACCUCACGUUUCAAGAAGCUUUGUGGAAAAAUCGCCACUAACAUGCUAAAUUAAAAUGUAUUGUAUCAGCCUCACGCAGCAGAUGAUUACGUCCAGUGUCACUUAAUGGUUUAAUAAGAGGAGUGACUCAAAUAUCGGUGGGAUUUGAACUCCAGCCAAACUGGAGCAACUUUAACUGUUCUUUACAUUCAGUAAACAGAACACGUCGUGCCAAAUGAUGUUCCUGUUCAUCUGACACAGGACGCUGAAACCUCAGAACUCUGCCAACAGUGUGUGUGUGACGAGACUGAACAAUCACUAUUAAAGCACAGGAGCAAGAAAUACGGUUCAGUUGAAUGUCAUUACGUAGUGGCUCUAGACAAAGCAUUCCAGAAACUGACUAUCUAUUUGUAUCCGUCUUUUAUACAUUUAUCAUCAUUGUACGCUACAGUAAAUUUGGUGGGUUACUUUAUAUUUAUUAGGUUACACUACGAUGUACAGUUAAUAAACAGCAAUUCUCAUGCCGUAUUCUAAUAAAACAGUAAUGCCAAAAUGA
Betta splendens (Siamese fighting fish) is the source of this 3648-nucleotide messenger RNA. It is a transcript of the gene cnih2, whose product is annotated as cornichon family AMPA receptor auxiliary protein 2. The coding region runs from base 81 to 563 and encodes 160 amino acids. NCBI's taxonomy places the organism in Eukaryota, Metazoa, Chordata, Actinopteri, Anabantiformes, Osphronemidae. Gene Ontology annotation, biological process: vesicle-mediated transport; regulation of AMPA receptor activity. Gene Ontology annotation, cellular component: dendrite; synapse. The transcript is spliced from 6 exons. The record is from RefSeq and is a predicted model, not a curated record.